ACUUUUUCUAGCUCUUAAACAUGAAAUUUUGGACGAUACUUUAUUUAUUUUUCGUCGUUGCAAAUGGUGAAAAAAAAAUUAAUUUGGAGGAUAUCGAGAGGGACAAUCUCAAAGCCGAAAGUAGAUCGAAAUCUGACGAGACGAAAUAUUCAUUGAAGCCAGAAAUAAAUCAACAACAUUAUUCUACUUCCACUUAUGUGACACAACAGCCAGUUUCAAAUAUACCAACGGAUGAGUAUAGACAAUCGAACAAAUAUUCACCUAAUGAAAUAAUUUAUCAACAAAGUACUCAACCCUUGCAACAAUACACCGAAUAUCAGCAACAAACUAAUAUCCCAUCGAAAAACAUACCAACUAUUUAUAAUUCACAACAAUCGAUUUAUCAGCCAGAAAUAAAUGUUGGUAAUCAGGUGCAAAGCUUUCAACAAAAAGCUAUAACGCAUAAAUUUGUUAAAGGCCCGAACAAAGAUAAUUUUUAUAUAGAUAUUCCAAUGGGCCAUUUUUUAUCUUAUUAUCCACAUAUCGAUUUGAGUAGUUUAAACGUUGGAAAAGUUCAACCCUCAUUUCAGGAAUUAACGCAGGCCCAACAGAUUUCGAUUCCCUUUUACACUCCGUUAUUGAGUCAGAAACAAUUGAUCACUCCGGUGAAAAUGGCUUAUCAAAUUUUACCACAGUAUACCCUAAGGCAAUCUAUUCCAGUAUCAACCACGUUAUUCCCUAAGUUCUCGAAAGGUCCGAUUUAUGCAUCGAUUACUUCAAAGAAACCAAUUGCACCAGUUUACGAACAGCCAGAACAAACAUACAAUCAAGGAAAACAAUUGUUAUACACACAAGCUUACAUUACUCAGUCACAACAUCAACAACAACAUCAACAACAACAGCAACAACAACAGCAACAGCAACAGCAACAACAACAGCAACAUGUUUCUCCAGUAAUAUAUAAUCAAGGCAAUGCUCUUUACACGCAAACGACACCCCUUCAGGGAGAUCUUUACGUUCGAUCACCAGUUUACGUUCAAGAUAAUUCUCUUCAUGGUCAAAUAAAUCAAUACAGUGGUCAAACGGAGCAAUCGUCGUAUCUUUCGUCAGGUACCGAGCAACAACUGCCGAAACAAAUCUUGCGUCAAGAGGAAAGCCAAAGCGUAACUCAAAAUUACGUCAAGGUUCCUGAUGAACCAAAUACAGAUUUUGUUCCACCGCAAGUAUCCCAUCAGAAUUUCAAAUCAGACGUCACUCAAUUGAUACAAGUUUCUUCGGAACCUGAAGAAUCUCCACAAGUCAAAGAGCAUGUCGUUAGUUCCGAACCACGGUCUUUAUUGGAUACAUAUAUUCCGAGUAAUCUGAUCGCUGCACAAGAUUCGUCGAGAUACCGAGAGAGGCCGUUGCACUUGGAAAGCGGCUUUCUUCCUUCGAAAACAAAUUUUGUGCAAUACAAGAAACGUAAGACGCAAUAAUGGUGUAUACAAUAUAGGACCAUCGAAAAAAAAAAGAGAUACAUAUUAUACAUAGAUAUAUAAACGACUAACGAACUUCGAAGAGCAUCCGAUUUUGAUAUUAAAGAAAAAAAAAGAGAAAAGAAAAGAAAAAAAAGUUCGUUUGAUGAUAUUCAAUAAAUAACUUUAUCGUUUUAUUACGACGAGCGAAGCGAUCAUCUUUCGAAGAUGUAACGGCUCGCAAUAAAGAGAAGCAACAUCGUAUCUAGUCCCUCAUCGAA
Vespa crabro (European hornet) is the source of this 1714-nucleotide messenger RNA. RefSeq lists its product as uncharacterized. Bases 21 to 1454 code for a protein of 477 amino acids. Lineage: Eukaryota; Metazoa; Arthropoda; Insecta; Hymenoptera; Vespidae. The transcript is spliced from 7 exons. The record is from RefSeq and is a predicted model, not a curated record.